UAAGAAUUCAAGAUUCUUUUGGAUGGAUGGUCUAAAAACUAUCUUAUGAUUUUCAUAUUGGUGUCGAUUUUUAUCAAUGUUCUGUGUAUUAAGCAUUGGUCACUUGUUGAAAGAGGGACCGAAUAAUUAUUUAGCGCCUAAACUGUAAAGUCACGUUGGGUUUUGCUGUUAAUUCGCCACCGAUAUUAAUUGUCUUCAUUGAACGAUUGGCAUAGGUGUUGUAUAUUCACUCUGGCAAUGUCUGUAACGUAGAUUUCCCAAAGACACAGACACGUACUUUUUUCAAUUAGAUUGAAGUUCCUCGCUGCAGCCAAUUGUCUUCACUAUUCCAGGACCUCGGGCUGCCCCGCCUACCUUCAUGAAGCCAGUUUAAAUAUUUGAAUCGGAAAGGGGCAGAUCUCCCAGAUCAUAAAUUGGGCGACCCUCGACCGCACUUACACUGUUUGUGCUUGUUUUUGUUUUUCAAUCCAGUGCAGACAAAAGACAAUUAGGAAUCCUCCGCUGGGAGAAUGAAAGCGUUUUACCAGUUGUGGUGGCUCCUGGCUUGGGGAGGUUUCCAGCAUGUUUUAUCACAAGACUACGAAGAACGAGGCGACGGAAAUUUGGUCAGAAGACAAAAAACUAAAUAUCUCUCAGUUCAUCCACCAGGCGAAAACGACCAAGAGGAGGACUGCAGCUUGGAGAUCGCGUUCCUGUUGGACAGUUCUGAGAGCGCCAAGGACUACAACCAUAACCGGGAGAAGAGCUUCGUGCUGGACUUCGUGGACCGGCUGCAGCAGCUGCGGGUGUCGAGUGGCCGCCGGUUGGUGCCCCGAGUGGCGCUGCUGCAGUACUCCAGCACCGUGCUCAUCGAGCACACGUUCCGUGACUGGGGAGGCGCGGCGGCCUUCAGGGCCCGGAUCGCGCCCAUCAGCUACAUCGGGCACGGCACCUACACCACCUACGCCAUCACCAACCUCACCCAGCUCUACCUCAACGAAGCGGUGGCGGGCAGCGUCAGGGUGGCCGUGCUCAUGACCGACGGCGCUGACCACCCCAGGAACCCCGACAUCUACGCGGCCACGGCCGAGGCCAAGAACCAGGGUAUCAAGUUCUUCACGAUGGGCAUGUCGCCUGUGGCCACCGAGCCCCCCAACGCGGCCAAGCUCCGGCUGUUGGCCAGCCCGCCCGCUUCCCGCUUCGUGCACAAUCUGCAGGACCACGGCGUCCUUGGGAAACUCCUCUUGGAAGUGGGAGAACUGGUUGAUGAAGGGUGCCCCAAAACACCAAAAUGCUUCUGUGAAAAAGGAGAAAGAGGUCCACCUGGUGCUGGUGGGAAGAAAGGACGUCCUGGUGAGGAUGGUGCUCAAGGUCCAAAAGGAAAUAAGGGCGAAGCAGGUCUCAGUGGAAUUCCCGGACGGGAUGGAGUGGAGGGUAGAGCUGGUUACAAGGGUGAACAGGGUGAAAGAGGGGAAUGUGGCCUUCCAGGAACCAAAGGUGACAGAGGUGCAGAAGGUCCACCUGGUCCCAAGGGACUGAGAGGAGCUCAGGGUUAUCCUGGACCUUCUGGAGGACAAGGGCCUGAAGGUGUUCAAGGACAAAAGGGUGAACGGGGACUUCUUGGACUGCCUGGCUUGGGUGGUGAAACUGGAAUUGGUCUUCCUGGCCCAAAGGGUGAGAUUGGCUUUCCCGGAAGAUCUGGGCCUGUUGGCCCACCAGGGAUUGGUGAACCUGGAUUGUCAGGUCCUCCAGGACCUCAAGGUCUUCAGGGAGAUCGUGGUUUACCUGGAGAAGGUUGGCCAGGAUUAAAGGGUGAUCGUGGUUAUGAAGGACCAAAGGGACCUCGUGGAGCUCCAGGCGUUGGUGCAAAGGGCGCAAAGGGUGAAAUAGGUUUUCCAGGAUUACCUGGCCCUAUUGGUCUAACUGGGGUUGGACUGCAAGGCGAAAAGGGAGUGCAAGGCCCACGAGGACCACUUGGCCCAAGAGGAUCUCCAGGUGAAGGUUUGCCAGGAUCAAAGGGUGAUCAAGGUUUGCCAGGAGAAGUUGGGGCUCCAGGAGAAAGAGGAAUUGGAAAGCCAGGACCAAAAGGUGAACCUGGCUCCACAGGAUUGGCAGGUCUCCCUGGUCUUCCGGGAGAAGAUGGCGCACCAGGACAAAAGGGAGAAGCAGGAUUGCCAGGAUCUCGAGGGGCUGAAGGAGCCCCAGGCAUAGGAAUUCAAGGAGAGAAGGGAGAUGUAGGCCAGACUGGACUGCGAGGUUUGGUUGGUCCGCCUGGAAUAACAGGGCCAUCGGGACCAAAGGGUGAACCAGGUGCUGCAGGGCGCCUAGGGAUGCCAGGCCUUCCAGGACGUGGUAUUAUGGGAUUAAAGGGUGAUCCAGGUCCCCCUGGUCUUGUUGGUCUGGUAGGAGAAACUGGAAUUGGAAUCCCUGGCCCUAAGGGUGAUCGUGGUCAUCCAGGACCAUCUGGUCCAAUUGGAUCAAAAGGAGAUGGUUUUCCAGGUCCCCCUGGUUUACCAGGCAUUCCAGGACCUCUGGGUGAUCAGGGACCUGUGGGAAUUGGAUUCCCAGGACCAAAGGGAGAUCCAGGAUUCAGAGGACCAAGUGGUGUGGCUGGACCUCCAGGAGAAGGACUUCAAGGUCAGAAGGGAAUAGCAGGGAGACUAGGACCUCCUGGGCCACAAGGUCCACCAGGAGAAGGCAUUCAAGGACCCAAGGGAGAUCAAGGUUUUCAAGGAUUGGUGGGACCUCGUGGACCACCGGGAGAAGGGCUUUUGGGACCCAAAGGUGACCGUGGCGUGACAGGUGAACGAGGUCAGAAGGGACGUAACGGAGAUUUGGGUGAUGCUGGUUCUGCUGGGGCAACUGGAAGACCUGGAGCAAAGGGUGAUCCUGGCUUAACAAGAGAGGACAUCAUCAGAAUGAUAAAGGAGAUCUGUGGCUGUGGAAUUACAUGUAAAGAAAGACCAAUGGAACUUGUCUUUGUGAUUGAUAGUUCAGAAAGUGUGGGGCCAGAUAACUUUGAAAUUAUAAAAGAUUUUGUCACUGCGUUGGUCGACAAAGUAACAGUUGGCAGGAAUGCCACUCGAAUUGGUCUUGUUCUCUACAGCUUGGAGGUACGACUAGAGUUUGGUCUAAGUCGAUAUUUGACACAGCAAGAUGUCAAGCAGGCAAUUAGGAAAAUGCUGUACAUUGGAGAAGGCACUUACACAGGAACAGCUAUCCGCAAAGCAACUCAGGAAGCAUUCUAUGGGGCUCGACCUGGCGUGAAGAAAGUUGCUAUAGUCUUAACAGAUGGGCAGGCAGACAGAAGAGACACUGUCAAAUUGGAUGUUGCUGUUCGCGAGGCUCAUGCUGCAAACAUUGAGAUGUUUGCAAUUGGCAUAGUAAAUACCACUGACCCAACCCAGGCUGAAUUCUUGCGUGAACUAAACCUAAUUGCCUCGGAUCCUGACACUGAACACAUGUACCUCAUUGAUGAUUUCAAUACUCUUCCAGCUCUGGAGUUGAAAUUGGUCAGACAGUUCUGUGAAGAUGAAAAUGGUGCAUUAAUUUACAACCAAAUUAGAAAUGGUGCAAUAACAAACAGAAACGUGUUAUAUUCAAUAGUGUCAAGUUCGACACAAACUAGGAACCAAAUUGGAGCAAGCACAACAAAACCUAGACAAACAAUUGUAUCCAGAAAGAAUAAAGUAAAUGCACCAGUGAACCCUAUUCAAUUUGGAUCUGUCUCUGUUGCAAAACCUCCCAAGAUCAAUGAGCAGGUGAAUCAACCCCCAGAAGUACCUGAUGAUGAUUAUAAUGCAGAAAAGAAUCUGAAACUUGUAACUCCUUCAUUUAGUUCAAAGGGCAGUAACGUUCUAUCAGUCAACAAAAGCUUUCCAAGUAUACGAGCACAAUCUGCUAAGGUUGCAAAAGAAUUUGCAGUGUCAACCUCCCCACCAAAAAAAAUUCCAGUUGCAGAUCCUCUCUGUCAACUCCAUUUAGACCAAGGGACUUGUCGUGAUUAUAUAAUUAAGUGGUAUUAUGACAAGCAAGCCAAUGCUUGCGCACAGUUUUGGUACGGAGGCUGCGGUGGAAAUGCUAAUCGUUUUGACACUGAAGACGAAUGCAGAAAAACCUGUGUAGUUUCUGGUAAUGCAGAAUCCUGAUGUAGCUCCAAGGAAAUUGUAUUUCAGCAAAUCACUGAGAACAGGAAGAAGACUGAAAACUACUUUUAUGCAUUCCGUAUAGUGAAAAAUGGAUUUUGAUAUUUGAGAACCACAGAAAUUCAAUUUGUAUAAAAAUGUUAAUACAGAUGAUUAUGUUUUUGUUAACUUUUUGAUAUAAACACAGUUCUCAGGGGAUAAAGACAAAAACAUAAAUUUUAUUGCAUCAAAAAAUCAAGACAAUUUAGAACAGAUAAUGGUGUUUGCAUUUCAGUUUGUAUUUUCUAUUUCAAUGUGAACAUAAAGUAGGAAAGAAAGAACAUUUCAGUUGGUCGAUCGGUGCACCUGGGAGAAUGGAGUUUUGCGCAAGAAUUAUAUUUUAAUAUGCAACUUCUUUGUUUAUGCUGAAGCUUAUGAAAUGAUAUGGAUGAUGAAGUUUAAAAUAGUAAUUCUUGUGUUAUUGCCCAGUGGGUACUGUAAUCACUGGACUCACAAGUGGAGCUAGUAGGACAAGGUGGGUUAAUCACCUAGGCAUGUCCCAAUCAAUAAUUGUCUACAAUUCCAUGUGUCUCCUAUAAAGUUAGUACUGCUUGGUCUAGAAACGUUUUAACAAACAAAUGGAGUUUUGCUUCAUUGAUGUGUUAAGCCACUGAAGACUUUUUUUACAAACACAUAACAUCCACAUUGCAGUUUUCAUUAGCAGCUUCAAAGUUUUCUCAGGUGAUGUGAUAAAAUAUGUAACAAAUAUUUAUGUUUUACAGUACUAAAUAUGUGACAAAUGAAUUUACAUUUAUUAAAAUCUCAGAGGUAUCCUGUAUUUUAUAAAGAUUUCAUUACAUAUCAUUUGUUAGAAGUCUCUAUUGAUUAAUCUAGAUUUGAUGUAGUGACUUUGCCAUCAUGUUUCCAUCAUGAUCCAGUCAAUUGCCAGGACGAAUGGUGACAAUAGACAUCCCUGCUUGAUGCCCGUCCUGACACUAAAGCUCUGAGAGUGCCGGCUUGCAUGCAUAAUUUUGCAUGAGGUUCCAUCAUACGAGUUCUUGAUUAAGUUUAUGAUCUUGGUGGUAAUUCCAUAGUGGAUUAGGCACCAUAGUGUUGUCCUAUCUAAGCUGUCAAACGCUUUCUCAAAGUCGAUGGAGUUAAUGUACAGGGACGUGUUCUAUUCAAUAGACUGCUCAAUGAUGAUGCGUAAUGUUGCUAUGUGGUCUGUGCAUGAGCGAUCCUUCCUGAAUCCUGCUUGCUGGUCUCGUAGCCUCGUGUCUACAGCUUCUUGAAGACGGUUGAGAAUUUUACUGGGUGAACCCUUAGUAGUUGUCACAUUUUCUUAGGUCACCUUUUUUAGGCAGUUUCAUGAGAUAUCCCUCUGCCCAUUCUGUGGGUCUCUUUUCCUCUUCCCAAAUUCUCCCAAAAAAGCCAUAGAGCAUGUCUGUUGUGGAGUCUAUAUCUACUUUCAGGGCUUCAUGUGGAAUAUUGUCAGUGCCAGCAGCUUUGCCAGUUUUCUGUUGCUUGAUUGCAGCCUUUAUUUCUGAUUUUGUUGGUCUGUCACACUUGUUCAAGAUGUGGACUCUUAGACAUCGGCCAGACCAAACGCAGACUGGGCGACCGUUUUGCGGAACACUUUCUCUCAGCCCACGUGAACAACCUGAUCUCCUGGUUGCUAUUCCAUUCCUUCCCAUUCCUACACAGACCUUUCUGUCCUCGUUCUCCUCCAUUGUCAAAGAGUGAGGCUAAAUGCAAAUUGGAGGAACAGCAUCUCAUAUUUCGCUUGGGCAGCUGGUAUGAGUUUUGAUCUCUCUCACUUCAGGUAGCCCUCUCCCUCUAUCCCUCCCCACCCAAGUCUC
Leucoraja erinaceus (little skate) is the source of this 5962-nucleotide messenger RNA. RefSeq names its product collagen, type XXVIII, alpha 2a (gene col28a2a). Gene Ontology annotation, molecular function: serine-type endopeptidase inhibitor activity. The transcript is spliced from 36 exons. NCBI's taxonomy places the organism in Eukaryota, Metazoa, Chordata, Chondrichthyes, Rajiformes, Rajidae. The coding region runs from base 510 to 4127 and encodes 1205 amino acids. The record is from RefSeq and is a predicted model, not a curated record.